Molecule: messenger RNA, 728 nt
Organism: Marchantia polymorpha subsp. ruderalis
Lineage: Eukaryota; Viridiplantae; Streptophyta; Marchantiopsida; Marchantiales; Marchantiaceae
Source: the annotation of a GenBank genome assembly
AUGAGCGCGAGCUGCAAGCUUCCUCUUCAUUUCAAUAUCGCUUUCAAGCAGCCUAAGAUCAUGAUAGGUAAAACAAGGUGAAAUAUCAACAACUGUCUCUGGACUGGACUAUACUCAAUUUGCAUGGGCUUUGACAAAUGUUUCGUUUUGCAGUUUGGGAUAUCCGUGGAGAUUUGUGUCUCGAGAUCAUCCUACCCAACGGCUGACGGUGCCCGUUGUCUGGAGAAAUUUCGCAAUCUCAGUGGAGUGGGAUAUGGUUCAAGCUCUGUUAAGAGGUGUUUUCGACAUAACAAUCAAAGUCAUGUGGACGGUAAGCAGAAUGAAUUCUAUCAUGUAUUACAGCUUGGUCUUGAUAUCCCACUGACGUACAGAAAGUAUCACUGACUGCAGGGCUACGCACCGUACAGAGUGUGCAUCACCCUACGGCAUCUUUGACCCAUCAGACGAGAUCCGUUAGAAAGUGAAGCCCCUUCCUCGUAAGGACGCAAACUCAUGCAGCACAGACAGACGAUCAUGUUGCUAAGAACAUUUUAUCAGUAUGUCCAACUAGCGGGGCACGGUAUGACUUAUGGAACGGACAAUUCUUGUCCGAGCAAGAAUGGAGUCAGACGAUGAAACCACGAGUUGCAUUGCAGCCGUCUCAGUUCAGCACCGAAUGUCUGUUACGAUUUUGUACAGGUCAUACUUCAUGUAUGUAUCUAAUAUCAAACAAACGUUCGUUCGCCCCC